This is a messenger RNA of Didymella exigua CBS 183.55, 1670 nucleotides long. Its product is annotated as FMN-dependent alpha-hydroxy acid dehydrogenase. Lineage: Eukaryota; Fungi; Ascomycota; Dothideomycetes; Pleosporales; Didymellaceae. The coding region runs from base 188 to 1525 and encodes 445 amino acids. The transcript has 2 exons. Gene Ontology annotation, molecular function: oxidoreductase activity; FMN binding. The record is from RefSeq and is a predicted model, not a curated record.
CUCGACGACAGCCCUACGCCACCAGACCGGAGAAGCAAACAACUCAUCGAUCAGCUGGUGCACUUUCCAUUCCGCGACAUUUGAAACACGCACCAAUCGCCAAACAACGGACUGCGCGACGGAUUGAAGAGCUGGUAUUGAAGCAGUCGAUCACGGCCACAGAUCACUGUACUCAACGAUAGACAUUAUGGCCAACAAGUCCAGCCUGGACGUCUCGACGACGCAGUACUACGAACCAGAUCCUGAAUCUUACGUCGCGUUCCAAAGAGAAAUCUACGCCUCCCUGCGCAAGCCAAAGUACUCGACCAAGCCGCACGAAUGGGAGGCAGCAGCCCGCGAGGCGAUUCCCCUGCCAAACUUCCUCUACGUCUCCGGCGCAGCCAGCAGUGAGAGCACGCACGCAGCCAAUCGCUCAGCAUUCGAGCGCUAUCGACUGCGGCCGAGCAUGCUGGUCCAGGCCACGCGGCGCAACAUGUCGACCGAGCUCUUUGGCAAGACGUACAAGAGCCCCAUCCUGAUUGCGCCGAUCGGCGUGCAGGAGAUUGUGCAUGCAGACGCUGAAGAAGCAACGGCAAGAGCAGCGAGAGCAGCGCAGGUACCCAUGAUUCUUUCGACAGCAGCGACGCGCAGCAUUGAGCAGGUCGCCAAAGCGAACGGGGACGGUGACCGCUGGUACCAGCUGUACUGGCCGAAGCCGCAGGCCGACGAGUUCACUGCCUCGCUUCUCAGUCGCGCCAAGGCCAAUGGCUUCAGUGUGCUGGUUGUCACGCUCGAUACAUUCCAGAUUGGCUGGCGGCCCAACGAUCUCGAUGAGUCGUACCUACCGUUCAUCUGGGGCCAGGGGUGUCAGGUUGGCUUUUCAGACCCAGUGUUCCAGCGGUUGUGGGAGAAGCAGCAGGCUGAAGACACUAGGACUGGCGGGCAGAAGCUGGCUGAGCUGUGGUCGGUUGUCAGACGUCCGGGCAGUGUGUUUGGUGCAGCGAGGGUGCUCAGCCAUCUCAGCAUCAUCCCGAAGGCCUUGUUCUUCACCAGCUUGGUAGCGUCCGGGAACUACAGGGAUUGGAACGACCUGCAGACUCUGCGACGGCUGUGGAGUGGACCAAUUGUGUUGAAGGGUAUUCAGACGGUGGAAGACGCUCAUCGUGCCAUCUCACAUGGCAUGGACGGCAUCAUUGUUUCCAACCAUGGUGGGCGGCAGCUUGAUGGUGCUAUUGCUUCUCUCGACGCACUGGCUGAGAUUGGCGCGGACGAGAAGGUCAAGGACUCUGGGCUGACGGUGCUCUUCGACAGCGGCAUCCGGACAGGCUCAGACGUGCUCAAGGCGGUCGCGCUAGGUGCCAAGGCAGUUUUGGUAGGCAGGCCGUAUGUGUACGGACUGGCUAUGGGAGGUGAGGAGGGAGUGAGACAUGUCUUGAGCUGUCUGCUGGCGGACACCGACUCGAGCCUGGCCAAUCUUGGUCGCAGGAGUCUUGGCGAGGUGACGAGGGACGAUCUCAGGAUGAUACAUGGCGUCGCCAGGCUGUAGACAGACCAUCUCUGGACAUGACAGACCAUCUCUGGACGUGACAGACUAUCUCUGGACGUGACAGACCAUCUCUAGACAUGACAGACCAUCACUUAACAGUGACAGACCAUCGCUUAACAGUGACAGACCAUCGCUUAACAGUGAC